Daldinia caldariorum is the source of this 1425-nucleotide messenger RNA. RefSeq names its product Pre-rRNA-processing protein IPI1. The record is from RefSeq and is a predicted model, not a curated record. NCBI's taxonomy places the organism in Eukaryota, Fungi, Ascomycota, Sordariomycetes, Xylariales, Hypoxylaceae. Gene Ontology annotation, biological process: rRNA processing. Gene Ontology annotation, cellular component: nucleus. The transcript has 2 exons. Bases 122 to 1174 code for a protein of 350 amino acids.
GAUAAGUUUCCGUCGCAAAGCUCAGUUAGCUAUAUAGGAUAACUAUAACGGCGAUAGCAAGGCCAAUUGGCCUAGUCAACCUAUCUCGUCAGUUCUCAUUCAUCCCAAUGACUGAGUUAAGAUGGGUUCCAGCACUAAGAAGAAGAAGGAAAAGAAGAAGGACUUCCAGAAGCCCAAGUUGAAAGUAGGGAAACCAAAGGCGAAGCCUUCCACUUUUACAGAUACCAGUUUUAAGUCCAAAGCUAUUGUCUUGCAACAGCAGCUUGCAGAGAAUGCCCCAGAUCUAUCCGAACGAUUCAAGCAUAAUCUGUCUCUCACGAGCUCUCGCUCAGACACUCAGCGCCGAGAUGCGCUAUCCUACCUCGCGAGCCAGCUUUCGACAAAUCCGCCGGUAAACCCAGUAGGCACUUCGACGUUACUACAGAAGCUUCUCCCCAUCAUGUCCGACUCCUCCGGACCCGUGCGCGGCCAGCUGCUAAAGCUGCUGCGAACUCUUCCGGCAGACGAAGUCCGCCCUCAUGUCGAGAAGAUCAUGCUGUAUAUCCGAGGCACUAUGACCCACAUCGCACAGGAGAUCAAGGACGACGGCCUCAAUUAUAUGGAAUGGCUACUUGACGUGGCCGGAGAGGACGUCGUUUCGAGCGCCGGUUGCUGGGUUAAACCGCUUAGAGACUUUAUGUCGGUAUUAGGAUGGGCCGUCAAGUCGGCCCCAACCGCUACAACAGCGAAGAGCGGAUGGACGUCUGCGCCUCGGACGACUUUCGGCGCCAAGAAAUACGGCCAGUCCUUCCCGCGCCAGAUGCUGGUGCUGGCCAAAUUUCUAGAUGUUGGGUUCAAGCCGGGAACGGCGGUAUCCUGGACCCCCAACGACUGGUUCAGCAGCAUAAGCUGCGUGCCCCAAACGCCCGAUCCGCUCGGGUAUCUCGGCCUGUUCAAGCCACCCCGGGACGAGGACAGCGAGCUCUAUCGGAACCGGGAAGAUAGGCAAGAGAUCUUCCAGAAGAGAUUCAGGGCAGCUGUUGAGGCUGGCGUAGAUAUGGCUAAGAAAGAAGGCGGGGCAGCGGGGAGAGCUGCUGCGACGCUAGAUCAGGUGUUGAAGGAUGGGAUGGGCGACUAUGAGCAGAUCUCACGGUUCAAUGAUGAGGAGCAUCUGUGGGAUGGGUAUAUCUUGUAAAUUAGGUACCUACCUAUGCUCUUCAAGGCAUGUCUGAAAAUUCUACCUCAUUAAAAAUUAUAACGUUUAACUUUCUAUUUCUAGUGCUAGGUUAUAUGUUUGGUCCAGCCUAGCCAUGCAGCAUAACACUUGAUGGCAAAAAAACCUCGUUCUCAAUUUACUAUCCACACUACAUAAGAUUUAACAUGCAACUAUAUCUCAUACCUAUAAGUAUUUUGGAAGAGCAAAGUCAGUGACCGUAAUAGUCUAAG